Molecule: messenger RNA, 1899 nt
Organism: Mucor mucedo
Lineage: Eukaryota; Fungi; Mucoromycota; Mucoromycetes; Mucorales; Mucoraceae
Product: Rab3 GTPase-activating protein catalytic subunit-domain-containing protein
Exons: 4
Coding region: 1-1899 (632 amino acids)
Biological process (GO): positive regulation of GTPase activity
Molecular function (GO): GTPase activator activity
Source: RefSeq, a predicted model, not a curated record
AUGUCAGUCACAACCCCACCAAGCUCACAACUAUCAUAUUUGGACGGAUUAAAAACUCUCUUUUUACAAAAACUUUGUGUGCAUCGAGAAGAAUAUGGCAAAUCAGGUGAUAUGAUUGAGAAUUUUAAGGUAUCAGCUGUAUACACCUAUAACCUGAAAAAUUGGUUUGACGAAAAUUGGAAAAUUUGGGAAGAUACGAAGCCAGUAUUAAAACGAAAACCAAGCUUCAGCGACGAUUUCGAAUCUUGGGGGGAUGAUGAUGAGGAAGAUGAGACAGAAUCAGAAAAGAAAGGAAACAUACAACUACUAUAUGAAACAGAAAUGCAUCAAUUGCAGUUUGGAUCUUUAAACGAUCCGCUCAGAACUCUGACAUUAAGUGCAUUAUUUCCUUUGUCUCAAGAUACUCUGUUUGAUGAUGCAUAUCAAACAAAUAUGGAUGCUUUAACAGCAAAGCAAUGGCAAAUCUCACGUGAACUUGCACCCAAAUCACAACAACGGGCUUAUUUAUCCACCUUAUUAGAACAAGCGAUUGAUUCGUGGGUAAAGGACCCUUCAAAUAAAGAGUAUCUUGCACCUUAUGAUGACAGUAAUGAUGAAUCAAUCAGCGAUAGUAUAAGUUUGAUGCGAAACUUAUUUGCACCAGGAGGCAGUCAUUCAAUGGGAAGCGGAGACCAGCAGGUUAAUUUCUUUAAAUCAGAUCAAGUUGAUAACGUAAUCAAUGCACUGUUUGAUUCUAUGCAAUCACCCAUUGAAGAAGAUAAAAACGACAAAAAGGGAUUUUUGUCGACAAAGCAACUAUGUCUACGGUUGAAAACUGGAUCUUCUGUACCGUACCGCUCAUUUUUAUGGAACAUGAUGCUAUACACCCUUGAGGAGGCUUCGUUAACCUCAGAUAAUGGGAAGAAACAAAAUGCUUCCAACUUUUUAGGCUUUUUGAAGAUUAUCUGGCUGGAGGUCUUGAGAAAGAUUCGUUGGCAUUGGGAAAACUUGGUGCCCAUACCUGACUUAAAUCCAUAUCUCUAUGACUCUACUUUAAAUCUGGAUCAAAGUAACAUGCUUGGCAUUGAUCUACGCUACAAUAUUCUACAUCAAAAAAUUUCAAUGGUGAAUUGCUGUAUUAUCCGUAAGCUGCAAAAUUUGCCACAAAAUGGGAACACCAAAAUCUAUGAUACAAAGCCAGCCAGACAUGCUGGUAAUUUACUUGAUAGCAUUUCGAAUGCUGAAUCAGAUGACAGUGAUGUGUUUUUAGAUGCAGUGGAGGAAGAAUCUAUCAGUAGCGCCAGCAAACAGGACUCAGCAUCGUCCUCAUUGAUAAUACCUAAUAAUACCAUGACAGAAUCAUUCGUUAGUUUGCCUUACAUACCCGUAUCGAAUAGCGCCGAUGAAUUAGAAGCAGAAGCAGCUACCAUUAAGGAACCAGAGCUAUCGGAAGGACAAUCACAUACACACAACACCUUAAGAUUGCUAAAAACUGGUGAAGCUAUGCAAGUUCCAAUAACACAAGAUCCGGGAUUCAUGACGGAAGAUAUGAUCCAUGAACAGGCUAAUGUAUUUGAGAGUUUGGGUACAUCAGAAAAUGCCACGCAACAACGAGCUAAACUACAGUCAGCACAACUCUAUUCAGAUAUGCAAGCAUUUAAAGCAGCCAACCCUUUUGCUUGUUUAGAAGACUUUGUGCGGUGGCACUCACCUCGAGAUUGGAUUGUGGAUGAUAGUGAAGAAGGAGGGCAUCUUAGUGCAAGAAUGUCUGAGUCAAGUAAUAUCUGGCAAGAGUUGUGGAAAUGCUCCCGUAGAAUACCAUGCUCACGCCAAAAGCCACUAUUUAACAUGUCUGUUGAAGCAGAAAAAGGACUUUACUUUUUGGAGACCACGUCGGUUUAUGAAUUUUUCUCAAUGUAA